CGGGUGUGAGCACUGUCAUUUCUUCUCUCCUAAUUUCUAGCGUAAAUGUUUUCAAACUUGUGAGGAAUAAGUUACAAUGUGCGUGUAAAAUUAAAAAUUUAUUGUUAUUACUAUUAAUAUAGUAUAUUAAUGAUUACAAAAUGGAAGAAAGUAAUCCAACAAAACAACAGGAUCAAGAAAAUGUAAAGGAACUGACUUGGAAAGAUUUGGGGAUCGUAGACACAUUGUGUCAAACAUGUGAAGAUUUAAAAUGGAAAUCACCUACAAAAAUUCAAUGUGAAGCUAUUCCGUUAACCCUUGAAGGUAAAGAUGUAAUAGGAUUAGCAGAAACUGGUUCCGGUAAAACUGCAGCCUUUGCUAUUCCUAUAUUACAGGCACUGUUAGACAAUCCACAAAGAUAUUUUGCUCUAAUUUUAACACCUACCAGAGAACUAGCCUUCCAAAUAUCAGAACAAUUUGAAGCUUUAGGGUCAAGUAUUGGAGUAAAAUGUGCAGUAAUAGUAGGUGGAAUGGACAUGAUGUCUCAGGCAUUGUUAUUGGCAAAAAAGCCACAUAUCUUAAUUGCCACUCCAGGUAGAUUAGUUGACCACUUGGAAAACACAAAAGGUUUUAAUCUACGUUCUUUAAAAUUCUUGGUUAUGGAUGAGGCAGAUCGAAUUUUGAAUAUGGAUUUUGAAGUUGAAGUAGAUAAAAUUUUAAGAGUAAUUCCUCGAGAAAGAAGAACAUUGUUGUUUUCUGCAACAAUGACUAAAAAGGUUCAGAAAUUACAGAGAGCAUGUUUGCGAAACCCUGUUAAAGUGGAAGUUUCAACAAAGUAUCAAACUGUUGAAAAAUUACAACAAUAUUAUGUUUUUAUCCCAGUUAAAUUCAAGGAUGUAUAUCUUGUACAUAUUUUAAAUGAAUUAGCAGGUAACAGUUUUAUGAUAUUUUGUGCGACUUGCAACAAUACAGUUAGAACUGCUCUUCUUUUACGAAAUUUGGGCUUCACUGCUGUUCCUUUGCAUGGACAAAUGUCACAGAAUAAGAGAAUAGCUGCUCUUACUAAAUUCAAGGCGAAAAAUCGAUCUAUACUUAUUUCCACAGAUGUUGCUAGCAGGGGUCUCGAUAUUCCUCAUGUAGAUAUUGUAAUAAAUUUCGAUAUACCUACACAUAGUAAAGAUUAUAUACAUAGAGUUGGACGUACUGCACGUGCUGGUCGUUCUGGUCGUUCCAUCACAUUUGUAACACAGUAUGACGUAGAAUUGUAUCAAAGAAUAGAGCAAUUGAUAUCAAAACAAUUACCAUUGUAUCCGACUGAAGAAGAAGAAGUAAUGGUGCUUCAAGAAAGAGUAGCUGAAGCACAACGUAUUGUAAAAAUGGAAAUGAAAGAUAUCGAGGACAGUAAAAAAUUAGGUAAACGAAAGAAACGUCAAGACGACAACGAGGAUGAUGAUACAGAACAAUCUAUGGGAGUCAGAAAAAGAAUAAAAGGCAAAAAUAAAGGAAGGGGCAAAAAGGGUUAAACGGUCUAACUGCCUUAUUGAGUACAUUUACUUUUCCUUAAUAAAUAAUAGAAAUGCAAGAUAGUAUUUGUUUUUAUUGGCAUUGUUAUUUGUUUGUUUUUAUAAAUCAUACCACCAUUCCCCUCUUAUGUAUUUCAUGUAUCUCUAUUUCAAACUCAUAGUUUGUAUUAAGAUCCUUAAGUAACUGUUAAUUUACAAAACCACAUUUACUCCCUUUUGCGACAUUCGAGUAUUUAUCUGCAUUAAAACGGCGAAAAUGGAUUCCUUUGAUGAUUACCGCUGUGUAAAUUUAUUGCCGUAAAACUAAUGAAUCUGACCAAGCAGUUGUAAACUACUAUUCACAAAUUGUAAAAUAAGGGAAAAUUUUUAAUAUUUAAGAAACUAUUGUUCUAUCGUAAUAAUUUUCUUGCAUUGAGCAAACAUCUUUAUCUGGAUAAGAAUAGUGUAAAUUACAUUAUUCAAAAUCACAAGAAUUUAAAAUUUUCUGCAUUAUUUGCUGAUAUUAAUGAAAGGAUACUACGGAACAAUCGCCAAGAUUGUAUAUCCAAUUCAAUUUUCUACUUAUACAUUUUUGUCUAAAUUAAAAUGGAAUUCUGUUUCUCAAAAAAUGCAAGACAAAGAUUAAAAGUAUUUGAUAUAUUGAAAAAAUAAUAAAAAUCUCAUAACAAAUGCAAAAAUAUUAUACACUGCACUCAAUUAUAAAAUUCGUUAGAUUUUUCUCUCGAAUCUCUAUAAAAAAUCAUAAAUUAACAUUGUACAUGUUUUCAUCGUACAAAAUAUCCAGGAACGAUAACGCUCCACUUUACCUUUAUAAUAAUAAUGCAACAUUUAAAAGCUACAUUAGUAUCAUUUAACUGUAUAAAGUAGCAACAAAUCCUUAUCCUGUAUCUUUUGCAUUUUAUCUUUUUCUACACAUUAGAAACUGCAAAACGAUUUUCAUCAAAGGUGCACUGAAGAAUAAUAUAAUGCUGCAGAAAGUGAAAAAUUCUUGAUGUUGUAACUUGUAUCUACUUAGUUUUCACUGUAAAGUAUGCUAAUUAAAAUGCUGUAAUAUAAACUGCAAUUCUUAUAGACCUAACUUCCGUUAAUGUACCGUUAACAAGCAUGACACCUUCGAUAUAUGUUAAAAUAUUGAACACCAUUAAAGGGUCAUUGAAAUUGGAUGGUGUACAACUAUGUUGCAGAAUGUUUGCAAAAUAUGUUAGGAAUAAACCUAAAACACAUUACAACUUAUAAAUCAACAUUUACUACAACACAUUGGUUUCUCAAGAAAUACGAUUAUUCGAUACGAUUUUAUCGAAUAGUGCCUUUAAUGUAAGUUAAAAAAGAAAAAAAAACAAAUAGAA
Molecule: messenger RNA, 2848 nt
Organism: Bombus pascuorum
Lineage: Eukaryota; Metazoa; Arthropoda; Insecta; Hymenoptera; Apidae
Gene: pths
Product: ATP-dependent RNA helicase DDX47
Exons: 8
Coding region: 141-1502 (453 amino acids)
Molecular function (GO): nucleic acid binding; RNA helicase activity; ATP binding
Source: RefSeq, a predicted model, not a curated record